Messenger RNA from Lasiodiplodia theobromae, 1779 nucleotides. RefSeq names its product Dynactin Arp1 p62 subunit Ro2. The coding region runs from base 1 to 1779 and encodes 592 amino acids. The record is from RefSeq and is a predicted model, not a curated record. The transcript has 2 exons. Gene Ontology annotation, cellular component: dynactin complex. Lineage: Eukaryota; Fungi; Ascomycota; Dothideomycetes; Botryosphaeriales; Botryosphaeriaceae.
AUGGCUCAGGCCUUCCCCUACACUUUCUACUCGUGUCCUUGUGUCGACACCUCGACUCCGAGCUCUCGCGUGCGUGACAAGCGCUCCUCGCAGUAUUCAACCCACACCAAGGAAGAAGAAGACCGCACCUUCGACCCACGCAAUCCUCGCUCCAACUUCUCUCUGUAUCCGCUCGAGCACCUGUUGUACUGCGAAGACUGUCACCAGAUACGCUGUCCACGAUGCGUCAGCGAAGAGGUCAUCACCUGGUUCUGCCCCAGCUGCUUGUUUGAGGUUCCCAGCAGCAAUAUCCGGAGCGAUGGAAACAGAUGUAUGCGAAGUUGCUACAACUGCCCUAUCUGCACCGCUCCCAUGAUUGUAAACUCUCUAGACUCAGAGAACGAAAAGCAUGUCCGCCUCGGUGAAGACGGUGAGGCAGUCCAGCCGCCCGGUCCUUUCUAUCUAUCAUGUCCAUACUGCCAAUGGAGCACACUCGAGAUUGGCGUCGAGUUCGAGAAACCCAACAACAUCUCCGGUCAACUGGCUCGUCUUGCAAACGGAGGAAAGACGGUGCCUACGCUUCGAGAGCGGGAAAAGGCCCGCGACAAGCGCAAAGAGGCCGAAGAAAACGGAAAGAAGCACGACGAUGAGGAAGAUGACGGUAUACCAGACGAGGACUUGCCCAUGGACCACGAUAUACGCUUUUCGAACUUGAGCGCUUUCUACAAGUCCCAGCUGCAAACCGACACAAUGGGAGGCGGGUACGGCGAUUAUGGUUACGGCUCAUCAAGCACCUUGUCGCGCAUCAUGAGCAUGUACAGCGGCAGCGGUGCCAAGAAGUCGAAGAAGGACAGACCUUCAGCUAUGAGAGAAGCUUUCGGGUCCGAUGAGGGUUUCCAAGUCCACAAUCGCUCUUCGGAAGACGAGAUCAUAAGACGCAUGCGGGAAGUUGGUUGGGAAGGGACCAUCAGCCCGGACCAGCGUCAAAGCCAGAUCCAUGCCGACGUACGCUUCGCAGCUGACCUGCGGCCCGUCCCUACCCUUCUCCGCACCAAACGUGCCAAGCGAUGCAGAACAUGCCGACACAUCCUAGCCAGACCGGAGACAAAGAUUUCAAGCUCACGCUACAAGAUCAAGCUGCUGGCUCUCAACAACAUCCCGCAAAUCUCGCUGAAGGCACUACCACGCCAGGCCGAAACGGCCGUCCCCGGCAUAACUGCGCCAGUUGCCUUCGACUACAACAAGCUCCAGCCGUUCAUGGCAAAUCACUUCAUUCUCACCAUCCGCAAUCCGCUGUUCGACCCCAUCCACGUGACCCUAGCCACGCCGGCCAUCACACCCGGCCGGAUCCAAAGCAAAGUCACCGUCCUUUGCCCGGAGUUCGAAGUGGGCGCCAACACGGACGUGUGGGACGAGGCGCUGACGGGGCCCGGCGCAACGCAGAAAAAGUCGCAGGCGCCCUCGUCGAUAGAGCUGGGCGCCUCUAACCCGGCCACGCAGGCCGAGGCCGGCAAGGUCUGGGAGCGCGGCCGCAACUGGACGAGCGUCGUACUCGAGGUCGUGCCCGACAAGGCCGACCCGGCCGACCUCGACGGCGGCCUCGACGAGGACGAGGACGUCCUCGAGAUCCCCAUGUUCGUGCGCAUCGAGUACGAGACGGACGUCACGGGCGACGACAUCAAGGAGAAGGACCGCGAAAAGGGCAAAGAGUCCGGCGCCGACGGCAGGGUCAAGCGCGAGGAGGCCUUUUGGUGCCUCCUCGGCGCCGGACGCAUCGGCGAGUUGCCUAAGCUGGGUUGA